Molecule: messenger RNA, 1761 nt
Organism: Grosmannia clavigera kw1407
Lineage: Eukaryota; Fungi; Ascomycota; Sordariomycetes; Ophiostomatales; Ophiostomataceae
Product: calcium calmodulin-dependent protein kinase
Exons: 5
Coding region: 1-1761 (586 amino acids)
Biological process (GO): protein phosphorylation
Molecular function (GO): ATP binding; protein kinase activity
Source: RefSeq, a predicted model, not a curated record
AUGUCGACAAUACAGCAGCUGAAAAACUUUAUUCGCCAUGGGAAGCAAGCUCGCGCCGUCAAUGACGGGCAGCCCACCCCGAAAGAAACUUCGCCGUCUCGUCACAAUCAUACCCAAAGACACAAUCCCACAGCGUCGGACAUGGACUCGUCUCCAAAAGAGCCACAGGUUAAGAACAAAAAGGUAGCCGACGAAGGGAUAGCCCAGCUCGUGGCCGACGAGAAAGAGAGUCUUGGAAAAAUUCCCAAGUAUCCUGGACUCGAGAGAUGGCUCCUCCUCGAGAAGAUGGGAGACGGCGCUUUCAGCAAUGUAUACCGUGCUCGAGACCGCACGGGGGUGUUGUCUGAAGACGUUGCCAUCAAAGUAGUUCGCAAAUACGAGAUGAACGUCUCCCAGGGAAACGACCGCCUUCAUCCGAAUUUCAAGCCCAAGCUGCCCAAGGCUGCAGAGCGAUCGAACAUUCUUAAGGAAGUGGCGAUUAUGCGGAAGCUCGACCACCCCAACAUCAUCCGUCUGAUCGAGUUCUCGGAGGCGAAGCAGUACUACUACAUCAUCUUGGAGCUAGCACCUGGAGGCGAGCUUUUCCACCAGAUCGUGAAGCUCACUUAUUUUAGCGAGGAGUUGUCUCGGCACGUCAUCGUCCAGGUGGCUAAAGCUCUCGAAUACCUUCACGAAGAACAAGGGGUAGUGCACCGUGACAUCAAACCCGAAAACAUCUUGUUCUAUCCCAUUCCGUUUGUCCCUGCAAAGAGUCCAAAGCCUAGGCAGGCUGGCGAUGAAGACAAAGCCGACGAAGGCGAAUUUAUCCCUGGCCAAGGUGCCGGCAGGAUCGGCAAAAUCAAGAUCGCCGACUUCGGUCUGUCUAAAGUCGUCUGGGAAACGAAGACCACAACCCCAUGUGGAACUGUAGGCUACACGGCUCCCGAGAUUGUCAAGGAUGAGCGGUACUCCAAGUCUGUUGACAUGUGGGCACUUGGAUGCGUUCUUUAUACGCUUCUCUGUGGGUUCCCACCGUUUUACGACGAGAGCAUUGAGGCCUUGACCGAGAAAGUCGCUAAGGGCGAGUUCACCUUCUUGUCGCCUUGGUGGGACGAUAUUUCCGAGUCCGCAAAGGAGCUUAUUUCCCACUUGCUGGACGUCGACCCUGAAAAACGAUACACAAUCGCCGAAUUCCUGAACCACCCAUGGGUACGCGAGCCCGGUAGUACUCCUAGAAAGGUGGCUUCAGAAGGAAUAUUCCAUCCGCUUGAUCGGAUCAUCGAUGGUGACAGACGUUCGGACUUCCGAUCCCCUGGCGCCGUCAAUCUCCGAGAAGUAUUUGAUGUUGGCUAUGCCGUGCAUCGUCAGGAAGAGGAAGACAAACGACGCAAGCACGUUGGCACCCGUGCUGCAGGUGUAUCACGCCUUGCAGAGCUGAACGAAGAGCUGAGCGAGGAGGAGGAUCAGUCUGAGCUGCCCGAAGCGAGGGGCAACGAUGGCGACGCCGCUCACACCGCACCAGGGAUUGCCGCAUCUAACGGAGCACAGGACCUGGAGCAGAGCAUGCGGAACACGAACAUCCGGGACCAGGAACAGACCCGUGGCCGAGAACGCGAAAGACGAUCGGACCGGGGCUACGGUCAGCAUUCGGCUACGGUGGCUGCUGCAGCGCGGCAGCAAGUCCGAGACCAUAACCGACAAAAGGGUGCAUUCGAGCUGAAUCUCGAUGGGGCUACAUUGCUCGGUCGGCGUGGCGCCAAACCUGCGGCUAGAGUGGCAUAG